AUCUGUGCCACGAGAGGGACAAAGAGAGCUGUAGCAGGUGACUAUAAAGAAGUGAAAGUAACCGAGGUGAAGGGAGAGACGCCAUUUCCUUUAAACUGCUUUAAACUGCUGUCUGUUUUUCGAGGCUGUUCUAUGAUGAGUUCCCUCACUUGUAAAAGAUGCUGGAUUGCCACUUUGACUGUAGUGACUCUGAUGGUGUUAAUCAGAAUUAUAUACUCUCUGAGACCCUCUGAUAAGUGCUAUGCUAAAGCAGCAGUGGCAUCGGAUGCCGGGACUUGCUCUGAGAUUGGGAGGGACAUCUUGGGGCGUAAAGGUUCAGUAGUUGAUGCUGCUAUCGCUACUAUGCUGUGUGUGAGCCUGGUUAAUGCUCAAAGCAUGGGCAUCGGCGGAGGAGCAGUUUUCACUAUAUAUAAUGCAUCAACAGGAAAGGUAGAGACAAUUAAUGCAAGAGAAACUGCUCCACUGAGUGCUUCACAGGACAUGUUUGGAGAACAUCCAGAGAAUGCAAAAGCAGGAUUAUUUAUAGGUACACCAGGACUGCUGCGUGGGAUUGAGUUAGCACACAAAAGACAUGGGAGACUGAAAUGGAAGGAGCUGUUUGAGCCCAGUAUAAAGCUGGCACGAAAGGGAUUUCAGAUUGGCAAGGCCUUAUCCUUAGCCAUUAAUGAGACUAGUGGCACAAUUCUGAAUAAUGCAGCAUUGUGUAAAGUCUUUUGUGGCUCGGACAACAAAAGAAUCUUAAGGGAAAAGGAUACAAUAAGAUUUCUCCAACUAGCUCACACUUAUGAGAAGAUAGCAGAAGAAGGACCAGAUGCAUUUUACGAAGGGUCACUGACUCAGGAUAUACUGAAUGAUAUCAAGGCUGCAGGAGGGAUAAUAACGCGUGAGGACCUGAUGAAUUAUAAGGCAGAGCUGAAUGAGUAUGCAUUAAACUUCACUGUGGGGAAUUACACAUUUCAUGUUCCUGAUGCUCCAUUCGGUGGACCUGUGCUCGCUCUGAUACUCAACAUACUCAAAGGUUACAACAUCUCAAAAAGCAGUGUUUCCACAACAAAGAACAAGACUUUGACCUAUCAUCGCAUGAUAGAGGCUUUCCGCUUCGCUGAUGUCCAAAAGGGUAAACUAGGAGACCCACUGCAUGAAGACCUCACUGAGAUUGUCAAAGAUAUGACCUCUGAGAGCCUUGCAAACAAGAUCAGGAGUAAGAUCAAAGAUGACAUCAAACAAAUCAGCUACUUUGAGCAGGAGGACAGCGAUGGUGUACCCUUUGAUCAUGGCACGUCUCACCUGUCUGUCCUUGCUGAAGAUGGGAGUGCAGUGGCCGUCACCAGCAGUAUCAAUAACUAUUUUGGUUCUGGAGUGAUGUCAGACUCAACAGGCAUUAUAUUUAAUGACCAAAUGUGGGAUUUCAUUGAUCCUGAGAUGAUAAGUGGACCUGGCCCAAACAACUUAAUUAAACCAGGUAAAAGGCCACUUUCGUCAAUGUGUCCCACAAUCAUAGUGGACAAACACAACGGAAAGGUCAAAAUGGCGGUCGGAGGAGCAGGUGGAACCAAUAUCACCACAUCAGUUGCUCAGGUGAUCCUGAACUAUCUUUUCUUUGGCUAUGACCUGCAGAAAGCUGUUGAAGAGCCCAGAGUUCAGAUCACAAUAAAUGAGACAAAUGUCGAAAAAGACUUUGAUAAGAGUGUAAUUGAUGGGCUGAGGCUGAAGAAUCAUAUUAUAUAUCACAAUACUGCAUUAUCAGUGGUCCAGGCAAUUGGACGAGAGGGGGACAAAAUCUGUGCUGAAUCUGACCACAGGAAUUACGGCUAUCCCGCUGGAUACUGAUGCUGCUGUUGUCUAAUGCAGCAAAAGAAAAACCUCCAAAAUAGUGUUUCGGGGUGUUUCAUGGUGUUUCUGAUUUCUGGCACAUUUGGUUAGAUUUAGGGGCUAAAAUUGCAUAAAUACAUACAAUAUAAUUCAUAUUAUAUGUAUUUAUGUGUUGGUCGGAGGAGCAGAUGGAACCAAUAUCACCACAUCAGUUGCUCAGGUCCACAAAAAAAUGAAAAUCUGAAGAUGAAAAAACAUGUAAAUACAUUUAACACAGUGGUCUUAAAUACAAUUCCUGGUGGCCACUCUGCACAGUUUAGCUACAGCCCACACCUGGGCUGUAUGUGAAAUGGCCAUUUUUAAGUGACGUCUGAAACCAUAGUGGAUGUUCUCUUCAAUGCACCGCAUAUUGAGUUUGAGGUAGGAGUUAGGACAAUUCAAAGAAUAUAUAACUAGAUGCCUCUGUUUCUAUGAGCUGAGAUACGUAAGCCGUCUGCCAUAUUAUUUUGAUUCGACAUUAUUUACCAUAGGAGUCACUGAACAUUUAAAAAGAUGCUACAGUUCUGUGUGAACCUACAGUAUGGUGAAUGACUUCAAAUACACCGCUCCGACAUGGCGGUUCAGUGAGGCUUCUAGUAUGUAUAUUAGGGCCGAAGAUGGACGGGGAUCCCUAAGAGGAAAACAUGAUUUUAAAUUUUUUUAUAGUAGCGGACAGCAAUUUCUGCAGAGGGGAAUAAUAUAGAACAUUCCACCCCCCCCCCCCAAAAUUGCUGAAUGGCUAAAUGAGAAAACAUUUCACUCUAAUAUUUGUAUAUAAUAAUGCAGUGUUAAUGUGCUGGUAUCUUAAGGACUGCCGUGGAUAUUUGACUAAUGAAGUAUGUGAUAUUCUUUAUAUUCUGUGUGCUGGUCAGAUCACUCUGACAGAAAUUAUUAUUUUUCAAUGUGUUUUAAUAGUUUUAAUAAAAUCUGUACUUAUGUCUUUUCAAAAUAAAUGAAAAGAAACCAA
Molecule: messenger RNA, 2818 nt
Organism: Puntigrus tetrazona (Sumatra barb)
Lineage: Eukaryota; Metazoa; Chordata; Actinopteri; Cypriniformes; Cyprinidae
Product: glutathione hydrolase 1 proenzyme-like
Exons: 14
Coding region: 133-1830 (565 amino acids)
Biological process (GO): regulation of immune system process; peptide modification; glutathione catabolic process
Cellular component (GO): plasma membrane
Molecular function (GO): glutathione gamma-glutamate hydrolase
Source: RefSeq, a predicted model, not a curated record